UAACAAACUCUCGUAGACUUAUCAUUUCAGUUGCGAAGAACAGACUUCGAAGACUAGUGGUCAAAAUGGUGCGAUAUUUAGCUCUGUUAAUUUUAUUUUCCAUCAGUGUAGUUAAUUCCAAACAUUUACCAUCGUUUAUAAAGCCGUGCAAAAAGUCCGAUCCUGAAUUUAAAAAGUGCGUUAAGGACAACGCCAUAGACGCGCUUCCUUAUAUUUUAAAAGGUGAUAGUAUGAGUAGAAUACCCAAUUACCUCCCGUUUGAAGUACCUCUUGUAGCUACCACGGCUACUCAAGGUCUUGAUUUGCAGUUACACGAUUUGAAACUUUAUGGUAUGAACACGACAAAAAUCGAGGAAGUCGAUUUCGAUUUGGACAAACAACAUAUUUACGUUAAAGUUUUCAUACCUGAUUCGACAUCGGAAUCUAAUUACACGGUUGAAGGGAAAUUAUUUUCGUUUGUGAUAAACGAUAAAGGUCCGGCCAAGACGAGGAUAGAAAAUUUAACGGUGGAAUAUACCAUAGAUUAUCAAUUAGUUACCAAACGAGAUGGAAAAAGGUACAUCGAUAUCGAUAGUUUGAAAAACAAACUAGAUAUGCAUAUCGGGAAAGGAUAUUAUUAUUUCGGGAACCUUUUCGGCGGUAACAAGGCAUUAACUGACAACUUCAACCAAGUAUUGAACGAAAAUUCCAAGGAUGUUGAUGAUAUUUCCAAGGAUGGAAUGAGAUCGCUUAUCGCCAGUAUGGUAUCAGGUUUAUUCAGCGCCAUAUUCAAAAUUCCUUACGAUGAAAUUUUUAUAGAUUAAAAAGAAACAACAUAAUUAGAUAUAUUUUCGAAUAGUUAUGAAAAUAUUAUAUUUUAUUAUAUUAAUAAAUGAAGUGAGUAUAAUUAUAA
This is a messenger RNA of Diorhabda sublineata, 892 nucleotides long. RefSeq names its product protein takeout-like. Lineage: Eukaryota; Metazoa; Arthropoda; Insecta; Coleoptera; Chrysomelidae. The record is from RefSeq and is a predicted model, not a curated record. The transcript is spliced from 6 exons. Bases 66 to 803 code for a protein of 245 amino acids.